AUGGGUUACUUGUACAAGUACUUGAAGGAAACAAACAGGGCUGAGUAUGUGUCAUUUGUGGAUCCAAAAAAAAUACCAACCGCUCAAGAUGACAGUACCUCUUCACAACACAUUGCUAAUCAAUUGGAAGCAUCAAACGGAGACAGCAUAUGCCUUAUCCAAUACAACACUGGGUACCACUGGAUCUUGACCGUUAUAAACGAGGACAAAGAUACAAUUUAUUUGUUGGACUCAAUGGGUAAUAGGAACCGAGAUGACGCUUGGAAAACUACAGUGUGCAAUGGAGUGAGGAUGUACCUUUGUAUGAGGGGUAAUCCAAAACGACCAACUUUCAAACAGUUGACGGGUAAUCUAAAACAACAAGGUUGUGUUGAAUGUGGAUAUUGUGUCAUGCGGUACAUGAAAGAGAUUGUUGAAUGUGAGGAUCUACAGUUGGAGACGAAGUUUGCAGGUUGUGUGAAGAACCAGUACUAUACGCAGACACAAUACGAUGAAGUGAGAAUUGAAUGGAGUGAAUUUGUGUACUCGUUCUUGGGUGUCUGA
Messenger RNA from Zingiber officinale, 543 nucleotides. RefSeq lists its product as uncharacterized. Gene Ontology annotation, molecular function: cysteine-type peptidase activity. The transcript is spliced from 6 exons. The coding region runs from base 1 to 543 and encodes 180 amino acids. Lineage: Eukaryota; Viridiplantae; Streptophyta; Magnoliopsida; Zingiberales; Zingiberaceae. Gene Ontology annotation, biological process: proteolysis. The record is from RefSeq and is a predicted model, not a curated record.